UACAAAUACAGGCUGCAGCCCUGUCAAAAUAAAUAAAUCCUCACAUCAUAACUCAUAAAAAAUUACAAGCUACAUCGAUCAUCUCUACUUGAAUAAUAUGCUUGUAAAAAAAAAAAAAAACUUUGGAAAAACUUUGGCUUCAUUAAACUGCAACAUCAAUUUAAUUUAGAUCUGGCAGCCAGCCUUCUUUAAACUUUUGGCUUUUUUUUUUUUGUUGGAAAAAACUGAUUAUUGUCAUGCAUUUAAUUAGGCCCUUCAUUUUAGGUUUUGGACCAGGCAAUGGCCUCUCAGUCACCGAAGCUGACGCCGUUAUUGCGUAUCUUUUCUUAAUGCUACCGAGAUGAUGAAUGAAGAAUUUGCAGUCAUUUUUCAAUAGGGAUGAGUAGCCAGCAACUUAUAUCGGUUUAUCCAGAAGAUCUCAUCUUUCCAUUUGUGGUCGACAAGAUAAGCUAUUGUAAUCUCAAGGUGGUGAAUAACACUGAACAUCAUGUUGCCUUUAAGGUCAAAACCACUUCUCCCAAAAAAUAUUUUGUUCGGCCGAACUUUGGCAUCAUAUUGCCUUGGGACUCUCUCAUCAUUACAGUCACCAUGCAAGCACAAAAGGAAUCUCCUCCUGACCUGCAGUCCAAAGAUAAAUUCCUCUUGCAGAGUACGAUAGUACCAUCCAAUAUAGACAUCGAUGAGAUGCCUGCAGAUACGUUCAACAAAGAUGCUGAAAAAAACAUUGAGGAGUGCAAGCUUCGGGUUUUCUAUACACAUCCUUCUGGACAUCAGGAUGGACUUUGUUCACCACUGUCAAGGAACUUGAAGCAACACUCUGAUUAUAACUCCGUGAAUAGCGAAUUGAGCAAUGACAGUAUCGAUGCUGCAUUGUCCCGUUUGAAGGAGGAAAGAGAUACCGCCCUUCAGCAAAAUCGUCAAUUGCUACAAGAGCUGGAAAUGCUGAAGAGGCAAGGACGCCGCCGUAAAGAUUCGGGCUUCUCUGUUGUGUUUGCUGCUUUUGUUGGAGCCUUGGGCAUUUUAGCAGGAUAUGUCUUAAAUCUGGCCUUCACUUCGCCCUCUACCGAGUAACUUGGUGCAUUAGAAAUGACGUCUGAAAUUGCUUCGUAUUGUUGUUACUCUAUCCUCAAAAAGUAUUUGAAGUCUUGAAAUGGGAUACCUUGUUUUUUUCUUUUCCCUUUGAUACCUCUCUUACCUUGGUGGACAUCUUGCCUCACCCUCACAUUUGCAGUUUGAUUUCCCAUCCAGCUUCUCAAUUUGUUUUUUAUAUUUCUUCUAGAAUUAUGGCUUUUAAUGCUUUUGAAGCCCCAUAUGUAUUGUAACAUUGAGGUAUCAUAAAGUGAUUAGUUCUAUUAAUAAAGUUACACGUACAUCUGAAUUUUA
This is a messenger RNA of Amborella trichopoda, 1383 nucleotides long. Its product is annotated as Plant VAMP (vesicle-associated membrane protein) family protein. Lineage: Eukaryota; Viridiplantae; Streptophyta; Magnoliopsida; Amborellales; Amborellaceae. Gene Ontology annotation, cellular component: plasma membrane; endoplasmic reticulum membrane. The record is from RefSeq and is a predicted model, not a curated record. Gene Ontology annotation, biological process: endoplasmic reticulum membrane organization.